AUGUCCAAGGUCCAGACGGUGGAUCUUUCCAACACCACCGGAGCCUACUAUGCGCCCGCCACGAUUUCCCCCGCAGGCCAGAUGAUCCACGUCACCGGCCAACCGGGGACGACCAAGGACGGCGUUGCGCCGCCCGACUACGAAUCCCAGAUCCAUCUGGCCCUGCUGAACCUGCGCAAGAUCAUCAUUGCCGCCGGAUCCGCGGUCCGCCACAUCGUCAAGCUCAACCUCUUCAUUGUCAACUACGACGCGGCCAACCGCAAGCAUACCCGCCACGUCGAGCGCUUCCUCGAGGGCCACCGGCCUGCCAUCACCGUGGUGCCCGUGCCCAAACUGGCGGCGCCUUCGUGGCUGUUCGAAAUCGACGCCGUCCUCGCGCUGCCCGACCCGGCCCUGCCCCCCGUGCUCGGUGCCGUCCACGAGUCGGUCGAUGUGAUCGUCAUUGGGGCGGGUCUCGCCGGUCUGUCCGCCGCCCACGAUGUGCUCCGCGCCGGGGUGUCGUGCAUUGUCCUCGAGGCGCGCGAUCGCGUCGGCGGGAAGACGUGGAGUACGCCGCUGGCGGAUGGCCGGGGCACGAUAGACCUGGGCGCGGCCUGGAUCAACGACACCAACCAGAGCAAGGUGUAUGGACUCGCGCAGCGGUACGGGGUGGACCUCAUUGUGCAGAACACGGAGGGCGAUGCGGUGUUGCAGGACGUGGACGGCACCUGCACGCCGUUCCGGUACGGCGAGUUGCCGAAUUUCCCCCCCGAAACCCAGGCCCAUCUGGCCGCGAUCCGUGAUCUGUGCGAAGCGGACUGCCAGGCGCUCGACGCGUGGAGACCCCGGGAUCCGGCCCUGGACCGCGUCACCUUCGAGGCGUACCUGCGCGCGCGGGGCGCCAGCGAGGUGGCCGUGGCGACGGCGCGGGUGUGGACGCGGGCCAUGCUGGGCCAGGAUCCGAACGACGUCUCCGCGCUCUACUUCCUGAACUACUGCAAGGCCGGGGGUGGGCUGCUGCAGAUGCGCUCCGACCGCAAGCACGGCGGCCAGUACCUGCGGGUCCGCCAGGGCACGCAGGCGUUCGCCCUGGGGUUGGCCGCGUCGCUGCCGAGGGACACCGUGCGCCUCGCGCAGCCGGUCCACUCGAUCGUCCAGACCGCGCAUCAGCCGGUCAAGGUCCAAGCCGGGGGCGCCGUGUACGCCGCCCGGAAGGUGAUCCUCACGGUCCCCACGCCGGCCAUGAAGAAGAUCGCCUUCUUCCCCGCGCUGCCCCCGGCGAAGCAGGCGUGGAUCGAGUCCACGACCUACGGGUACUACACCAAAGCCAUGGUGGAGUUCCGCUCGCCGUUCUGGGUGCGCGGCGGGUUCUGCGGGCUGGCGCAGUCCUUCUCGGGCCCCGCCAGCGUCGUCCGCGACAGCUGCAGCCCCGACGAUGCCAAGUACGUUUUGACGUGCUUUAUGUCCGGCGAGCCCGGCCGGGCCUGGGCCGCGCUGCCGGUCCCCGAGCAGGAGCGACAGUUACUGGACCAGCUGGCGAAACUGUUCCAGGUGGCGCGGGGGAAUGUGGACGACGAGUUCGUCCAGAUGACCAAGUACGAGUGGGCCCAGGACGAGUGGUCCGGCUGGGGCUGCCCCUGCACGUCGCUGACCCCGGGGGUCCUCGAUACCCUGGGCCCCGAUGCGCUGCGCGAGAGCUGCGGGGACUUGCACUUUGCUGGGACGGAGACGGCGGGCGAGUGGAAGGGCUACAUGGAGGGCGCGAUUCGGAGUGGGGAGCGCGCGGCGUCCGAGGUGGUCAAGGCGUUGCAGGCUGGUGUCACUGCUCGGCUGUGA
Molecule: messenger RNA, 1815 nt
Organism: Aspergillus japonicus CBS 114.51
Lineage: Eukaryota; Fungi; Ascomycota; Eurotiomycetes; Eurotiales; Aspergillaceae
Product: putative flavin-containing amine oxidase
Exons: 2
Coding region: 1-1815 (604 amino acids)
Molecular function (GO): oxidoreductase activity
Source: RefSeq, a predicted model, not a curated record